This is a messenger RNA of Anthonomus grandis grandis, 2737 nucleotides long. RefSeq names its product choline transporter-like 1 (gene Ctl1). Gene Ontology annotation, molecular function: transmembrane transporter activity. Gene Ontology annotation, cellular component: membrane. Gene Ontology annotation, biological process: transmembrane transport. Bases 93 to 2096 code for a protein of 667 amino acids. Lineage: Eukaryota; Metazoa; Arthropoda; Insecta; Coleoptera; Curculionidae. The transcript is spliced from 10 exons. The record is from RefSeq and is a predicted model, not a curated record.
AUUUGUUUGUAAACAGUCCAGCAUUAUAAGUGGUAGGUUGUAAGUUCUUAGGACACAAGUUACAUUAAUUCUAAGAGUUUCACUGGUAAAAAAUGGGUUGUUGUGAUUCAGAAGAUAAAGAAAACACGGAGGAAACCGAAGAGCGUAGCUGCACGGACGUAUUUUGGCUUAUUCUAUAUAUUCUCUUUUGGUUUUUGAUGGUGAUAAUUGCGGCCUUCUCCUUCGUGUAUGGUAAUCCCCUGAGAAUUAUAAAUGGAUAUGACUCAUUUGGAAAUAUCUGUGGCACAAAAAACAACAAACCGAUGGGAAACUUUACUUGGUCGGGAUUGGAUACUUCGGACAAGCCCUACUUAUUAUUUUAUGACAUAAAAAACUUAAAAGAUUCACUAAAGAUUUGUGUAAAAUCUUGCCCUGCUAAAACUUUACUGCAUGUGAAAGACAUCUACGAUUAUCACCAAGGGGGCAUGGAUCUGUGUAAAUAUGGAUUCAAUUAUGAGGAGUUGAAAAACCCUGAUAAAGAUAAAAGUGUUUUGUCAGCCCCGUUGGGGCCCUGUCCUGUGCUGCCUAUUUAUGAAGGAAAACCAGUGCUCAAUCGUUGCAUUCCACAACUGUUUAAAGAGGGGGCCGAAGCUAUUUUGAGCAAUUUCUAUGACCUUCUAAAUGGCUGGGACACUCUGGAUCAAGUUUUGGGUGAUGUCUACCAUACUUGGAGGGAAAUUUUAUUACUUUCAGUUCUAUCUUUGUUAAUCUCACUGGUAACAAUUGCAAUACUGCACUGCCUGGCCCAUAUCAUUUCCUAUUUUAUUAUGAUAGGAUUCGCGCUGGCCAGUAUAGGCGGUACUGCUUAUUUGUGGUACACGUACAUUGAUAUUAAAAGAAACUUAGACCACACUGAACUAAAUGCGAAAUAUAGUGUGCUUGUAGAGUCUGUUCGUAAUGAAACUGCCUUUCUUUGGUUCUCUAUUAUUGCAACAAUUAUUACUAUUGUAAUUUUGGCUAUAACAGUUUUCAUGAGAAAACAAGUGGAUUUUCUAGCAAACUUAUUUAAAGAAACUUCAAAAUGUAUUAUGCACCUGCCAGGAUUAUUCUUCCAACCUUUGUUAACAUUUAUAUUUUUGGCGGUAUUUUUUCUGUUUUGGAUUUUUGUUGUGUUAUGCCUAGCUACAGCUAGCAACCCGAGUACACACGUCAUAUCUGGCGUGAGGGUAGAGGGCAAAGGCCCAAUCGCCACCGUGCCCCCAACUAUAAACCCUAACAACGUCAGUAUGUCCGUUGUAGAAAAACUCAACCACUUUAAAGUAGUGGAGUACAUCGACGCGGAUUGGAUACAAGGGAUGUGGUGGGUGUAUUUUAUAGGGCUGAUAUGGACGUCGGAGUUUAUCAUGGCUUGUCAGCAAAUGGUGAUAGCGGGGGCGGUGGCCCACUGGUUUUAUCGUCAUAAAUAUAAGAGCAAUGAUCACGUCUGCUAUUCGAUGGGAAAACUUUUAAAGUAUCAUUUGGGCAGUGUUGCACUCGGAUCGUUAAUUAUCACGGCCUUUAAAAUUCCUAGGUUAAUUUUAAUGUAUCUUCAUGAAAGAUUUACCAGAGGUAAAGAGAAAGGGAACGAGUGUUCCUCUUGCGGCCUCAAAUGUUGCAUAUGUUGCUUCUAUUGUUUGGAAAAAUUCAUCAGAUAUCUAAACCAUAACGCUUACACUGUAAUAGCCAUUGACGGGUCCAAUUUUUGUAAAGCAGCUGGAACAGCCUUUGAAGUACUGACCUCGCACGCCUUACAAGUCGCAACCAUAAACAGUUUGGGAGAUUUUAUUCUGUUUCUUGGAAAAUGUUUCGUUACGGCCGUGACGGGGAUUAUCGGGUUGGCGAUUUUCAGAAGAAAUCCCGAAUUAACAUUUUACGCAGCCCCAACGCUGUUGGUGUGCAUUUUUGCGUUCUUUGUAGCUCAUUGCGUUUUAUCCUUGUAUGAGAUGGUACUUGACACGGUGUAUCUUUGUAUGUGUCAAAGUGGAGAUGCUCCCGACGGAAUUCAAAUGCAAAAUCUGGGAGUUACAAAUAAUGGGAACACUCAACCCCAAAACACUGAAUUAGAACCAAUGAAUUAAGGAUGCAAAACGUCUCGUUUUUUUUCUCGAAUAGUUUUAUGGUGCAAAAUGGCUUUUUACUACAAAGGACCGUCCCAUAUUUUCUUAACGCAUAUUAUAUUUAUUACUAGACUGUUAAAACUAACCGUUUUCGUUAGUUUUCCUUCCUACGAACGCAUAAUACCAGUACAAAACAGAUUUUUCUCCAAUAUGAUGGAUGAUUAGUUUAUUAUUACAAAGGUGCUAACGUGAGUAAGCUGUCUACAAAAGAAUAAACAUUUUACAAGUUUUUGUACACCCUCAUCCGGACUAUUAUUUUAAGUAGGUUUUAAAAGAACUACUAUAAGUUUACUGUAACCGUAAAUAAAUGAUAGUACAGCACAGUGUUAAAGCACAAUAACUAUUUAGUCUUUUAAAGUAUAGUUUAUAAAAUACGUUAUUUUGUUAUGAGUCCUUUUGGAUUUUUUUUAAAGUAUUUUUUGCGACAGUAUGAAUAUAUUAUCUAGAAUUAGAAUAAUUUUUGUUACUCCAUGACUCUUUAAGACUUAAGUAAGAUGCAUGUCUUAAUGUGUUAUUCUUUAAAAAUGUAUUCAAUACUCUACUCUGGUACAUUAACACUCAUUAAAUGAAAACUUAAUAUAUUUGGCUUUUGUAACAAUGAA